ACCCUCUCUCUCUCUCUCUCUCUCUCUCUCCACCCAACUCUCAACGCAUCAGCAGAGCCAAAGAAAAAUUUGCAAGAAGUGCCAAAAUGGUUUCUACAGAACAAAUCCCAAAGCACCCCACAAUGCCAGAGGUGGUGGAGGAGCUUAAAGCAAUAGGAGACCUGGGCUUUCCCAUAGCCGCCAUCAGCUUGGUGGGCUACCUCAAGAACAUGAUACUGGUGGCAUGCAUGGGCAAGCUGGGAAGCCUGGAGCUCGCCGGCGGCGCCCUCGCCAUCGGCUUCACCAACAUCACCGGCUACUCCGUUCUCUCGGGUCUGGCCAUGGGCAUGGAGCCCAUUUGCAGCCAAGGAUUCGGGUCCAAAAACUUCUCCCUGGUCUCCCUCACCUUCCAGAGAACCACCCUAAUGCUCCUACUAGCCUCCCUGCCCAUUGGGCUCUUGUGGGUCAACCUCCGUCCCCUCAUGCUCCUGCUCCACCAGGACCCGGACAUCACCCGGGUUGCCAGCCUCUACUGCCGGGUCGCCAUUCCGGAUCUCCUCGCCAACAGCCUUCUCCACCCGCUCCGAAUCUACUUGCGCAGCAAAGGCUCGACCUGGCCCAUCAUGUGGUGCACUUUACUAGCAACCUCUCUUCACCUCCCCAUUACAAUUUUCUUAUCCUUCACUCUCGCUCUUGGGGUCCCUGGCGUCGCUGUCUCCACUUUUCUCACUAAUUUUAACAUCGUCCUCUUUCUCUUGUGCUACAUUUUUUACGCUCGCACCCCUGAAGAGCCCUUGUUCUUUUAUGUAGGCAAGCCACGAAAGGAGUUAGCGAGAUUUGAAACCUAUGCAAGUAUUGAGCCCAAUGAAGAGCUCAUCACCAACGGGCCAUCUCGUAAAAUCCACGAAAAACCCUUAUCUAAGCCAUUACUAAUAACAUCGGCCCCGUACCCGCUUCCUCCUUUGACUCCUACUAGUACUACUUUGGGCCAAGAAUGGGGAAUGCUACUCCGGCUCGCAAUACCGAGCUGCCUUUCGGUGUGUUUGGAGUGGUGGUGGUACGAGUUCAUGACGCUUCUCGCUGGUUAUCUUCACAACCCGCAAGUCGCCCUCGCGACAUCGGCCAUCGUGAUACAAACCACUUCCCUCAUGUACACAUUGCCAACGACUUUGAGCUCCUCGGUGUCGACCCGGGUGGGGAAUGAGCUCGGAGCAGGCAGGCCCGAGAAGGCCCGUUUGGCGACGAUGGUUGCGAUCAGGCUGGCCCUGGUGGGCUCGGUGUUUGGGCUGGUUUGGACCACAGUGGGGGGUGAAGCAUGGGGGAAGGUCUUCACAGAGGACAGUGAGGUUCUGCAGUUGACGAAGGCUGUGCUGCCCAUAAUUGGGCUUUGUGAGCUUGCAAAUUGUCCACAGACCACAAGCUGUGGGGUUCUCAGGGGCAGUGCAAGGCCUGGGGUUGGGGCUGGGAUCAACUUCUACUCAUUCUACUUGGUGGGUACUCCUGUGGCCAUGGUUUUGGCCUUUGUUUGGAAACUAGGGUUUGUGGGCCUUUGUUAUGGGCUUUUGGCGGCCCAAAUUGCAUGUGUAGUAUCCAUCUUGACAGUGAUUAGUAGGACAGAUUGGGAGAAGGAGUCCUUGAAGGCUAAAGAGCUAGUGGGAAGAGCACAUGAUGAUGACAAAACAAUGGUGAAAUGUGAAGAGGGAGUUGGGUGCUAGCAUAAAGCUGUAGCUAGUAUAUUUUUGAGAAGUGAAAGUGGGCAUUUAUUUUUUUUUAUGGGUGGAAGGGAACACACAUAAAGAUUAAAGAACAUAGAUUUUAAGGGGGCAAAGUCAAAGCACAGAGUUGGACAUCGAUCCCAUAACAUCAUCAUCAUCAUCAUCAUAUUCGGUCAUAUUUAUUAUGUGAUUCCAUUAGUAUUGCUUGGCUCCGCCUCUUUCUAAUUCCGUUGUCCCUACUAAUCUUUUGUACAUAUUUGUGGAAAUUGAUGUGCUCCAUUGGAUUGGUUGGGGUUGGCAUAUUACCCAAUUGUGUA
Malania oleifera is the source of this 2011-nucleotide messenger RNA. RefSeq names its product protein DETOXIFICATION 55. Gene Ontology annotation, biological process: xenobiotic detoxification by transmembrane export across the plasma membrane. The transcript is spliced from 2 exons. Gene Ontology annotation, molecular function: xenobiotic transmembrane transporter activity; antiporter activity. Gene Ontology annotation, cellular component: membrane. The coding region runs from base 87 to 1694 and encodes 535 amino acids. The record is from RefSeq and is a predicted model, not a curated record. NCBI's taxonomy places the organism in Eukaryota, Viridiplantae, Streptophyta, Magnoliopsida, Santalales, Ximeniaceae.